Molecule: messenger RNA, 10523 nt
Organism: Pan troglodytes (chimpanzee)
Lineage: Eukaryota; Metazoa; Chordata; Mammalia; Primates; Hominidae
Gene: RBM33
Product: RNA binding motif protein 33
Exons: 19
Coding region: 424-4095 (1223 amino acids)
Molecular function (GO): RNA binding
Source: RefSeq, a predicted model, not a curated record
GGAAUCGACCUACGGCCAGUAGUCGUCCCCGCCCUGCUUCAAACAUUUGGGUUUCAGGAGCCGGGCGGAGGUGACUGCCGCGUGUUUGCGUUGCACGCCCACCGCCCGAAACACGGCGGCGGCCUCAGGGCUGCUGCGGCCUCUGCGGGGGCAGGCCCCGGCGCCCGCCCGCCUCCCGGCCUCCAUCAUCCCAGGGUGCACCGCGGCGGGCGCGGGCCCGCGGCCAUGUUGCGGUAGUUUGUUGUUUUCUUCCUGCGGAGGCGAAGGGGCAGCUGUGGACCGCGAAGCGCCCGGCUUCGUCUCUGCCUCCUGCAGCCCCCUCCCUUCCCUGUCCUCCGUCACCCGUACCCGGGCCCGGACCAGGCACGUCGGCCCACCAGCUGGCUUGGUGGGGGAGGCUGAAGGCCGGGCCCCGCGAGUGCCAUGGCGGCCGCCCUGGGAGCGAGCGGAGGAGCAGGCGCCGGAGAUGAUGACUUUGACCAGUUUGAUAAGCCUGGCGCGGAACGGUCGUGGAGAAGAAGAGCUGCUGAUGAGGACUGGGACAGCGAACUUGAAGAUGAUUUACUUGGAGAAGAUUUGCUAUCUGGCAAAAAGAAUCAGUCGGAUUUGUCAGAUGAAGAGCUAAAUGAUGAUCUUUUGCAGAGUGAUAAUGAAGAUGAAGAAAAUUUCAGUUCUCAGGGUGUUACAAUUAGUCUGAAUGCUACAUCUGGCAUGGUUACAUCAUUUGAACUCUCUGACAACACUAACGACCAGUCUGGAGAACAGGAAUCUGAGUAUGAACAAGAACAAGGAGAGGAUGAACUGGUUUAUCACAAAUCUGAUGGAUCAGAAUUGUAUACUCAAGAGUACCCGGAAGAAGGACAGUAUGAAGGCCACGAAGCUGAGUUGACAGAAGACCAAAUAGAAUAUGUGGAAGAGCCAGAGGAGGAGCAGCUUUACACUGAUGAAGUGUUAGACAUCGAGAUCAAUGAACCUUUAGAUGAAUUUACAGAUGAAGAAUACUUGCAGGCUUAUGGUGGGCAACAAGGGCUGCGAGAGCAGGAAGACUGUGUGGCUGAAGAUGAAUUAGAUGAGAUUACUGAUGCCCAGGUUGCUCCUGCAACUGAAGAGGGAGGUAUGGAAACAUUGGAACUUCAAAAGGACAUCAAAGAAGAAUCAGAUGAAGAAGAAGAAGAUGAUGAAGAAUCUGGACGAUUACGUUUCAAAACUGAAAGGAAAGAAGGAACAAUUAUUAGGCUCUCAGAUGUAACUAGAGAGAGAAGGAACAUUCCAGAAACUUUGGAGCUUUCAGCAGAGGCCAAGGCAGCAUUGCUUGAAUUUGAAGAAAGGGAGCGACAGCAUAAACAAGGACGCUACAGCUCCAGGCGGGGAGGACGGCGAGGAGGUCCACUGAUGUGUCGUGGUGUGGGGGACCAGAGGAGAGAGAGCACCGAGAGGGGCAGGAUGAAGGACCACAGACCUGCGCUGCUUCCUACACAGCCUCCUGUCGUGACUCAUUCUCCAAGGUUAAUUCCUCCUCCACAGCCCCAGGCUCCCCCUCCACCGCCACCGCCGCCUCAGCAGCAGCCGAUCAGAAGCCUGUUCCAGCCUCAGCCGCUGCAGCCGCUGCUUCCGGUGCAGCACCCGCACCACCCAUCCCCGCCUCAGGGAAUGCACAUGCCUCCCCAGCUAGAGACCCCAAGGAUGAUGAUGACCCCGCCACCCGUGACUCCGCAGCAGCCCAAGAACAUACACAUCAACCCGCACUUCAAAGGGACGGUGGUCACGCCUGUUCAAGUGCCCUUGCUACCAGUUCCGAGCCAGCCGAGACCUGCCGUGGGACCCCAGAGAUUCCCAGGCCCUCCAGAAUUUCCACAGCAUACACCUGGACCUGUUCCCAACAGUUUCAGCCAGCCCCCACGACUCCCUCUCCAGGACCAGUGGAGAGCCCCACCCCCGCCUCAGGAUCGAGACCCUUUCUUCUUAGGAGUUUCAGGUGAACCAAGAUUCCCGAGCCAUCUUUUUCUGGAACAGCGAAGUCCCCCUCCACCACCACCGCCUCCUACCCUUCUUAACAGUAGCCAUCCUGUUCCUACUCAGAGUCCUCUACCAUUCACUCAGCCAGGACCAGCAUUUAAUCAGCAAGGACAGCAGCCAGUGUUCCCAAGAGAGCGGCCCGUACGACCAGCCCUGCAGCCUCCAGGUCCGGUGGGGAUUCUGCACUUUAGCCAGCCUGGGUCGGCAACCACACGGCCCUUCAUUCCUCCUAGACAGCCGUUCCUGCCAGGCCCAGGACAGCCGUUUCUGCCCACACACGCACAGCCCAACCUGCAGGGGCCGUUGCAUCCUCCAUUGCCCCCUCCGCAUCAGCCUCAGCCUCAGCAGCCUCAGCAACAGCCCCCGCCACAGCACCAGCCUCCGCACCAGCCCCCGCACCAGCCCCCGCCCCAGCACCAGCCCCCACCCCAGCACCCACCACAGCACCCGCCGCAGCACCAGCACCAGCACCACCACCACCACCACCUGUCCGUCCCGCCCCCUCCUUUGAUGCCGAUGUCUCAGCCACAGUUCCGGCCUCACGUACAGACCGCUCAGCCUCAGGCCAGCAGCAGCCGGAUGCAGUGCCCCCAGCGCCAGGGGCUCCGGCAUAAUACAACUUCUCAGAAUGUAAGCAAGCGGCCCAUGCAGCAAAUGCAGCCCACUGCGCCAAGGAACAGCAAUUUGCGUGAAUUACCCAUAGCGCCGUCACACGUGAUAGAAAUGAGCAGCAGCCGCUGCUCUGCCACGCCCUCAGCACAAGUGAAACCUAUCGUCAGCGCGUCAGCACCCUCGCGGGCCGUGGCGGGUUCCAGAAGCUCACAGGGAAAGACGGAAGUGAAAGUCAAGCCAGCUAGCCCUGUGGCUCAACCUAAAGAAGAGGCAAAAACAGAACCAGAGUUUCCUGAUGAAGAUGAGGAAACAAGGUUAUAUCGCUUAAAGAUAGAAGAACAGAAACGCCUAAGAGAAGAAAUCCUGAAACAGAAGGAGUUACGGCGGCAGCAGCAGGCUGGUGCCAGGAAGAAGGAGCUGCUGGAGAGACUCGCGCAGCAACAGCAGCAGCUGUACGCUCCCCCACCCCCAGCAGAGCAGGAAGAGCAGGCACUGUCACCAUCACCCACCAAUGGUAACCCACUGUUGCCCUUUCCAGGUGCACAGGUCAGACAAAAUGUGAAGAACAGACUUCUUGUUAAAAACCAGGAUGUCAGUAUUUCAAACGUUCAGCCCAAAACAUCCAAUUUUGUACCAUCCAGUGCCAACAUGCAGUAUCAAGGACAACAGAUGAAAGCGCUGAAACAUUUGAGACAGACCAGAACAGUUCCUCAAAGUCAGACUCAGCCGCUGCAUAAAGUGCUCCCGAUCAAACCUGCAGAUGUGGAGGAGCCAGCUGUCCCCCAGACUCCUCGAGUGGCGUCCAUCCAGGGCCGGCCCCAGGACACAAAGCCUGGCGUGAAAAGGACUGUCACGCACAGGACAAACAGUGGUGGUGGAGACGGGCCCCACAUCAGCUCCAAGGUCAGGGUGAUUAAGCUGUCAGGUGGGCAGGGAGGAGAGAGCGAUGGCUUUUUUCACCCAGAAGGCCAGCCCCAGCGGCUUCCCCAGCCUCCAGAAGUGGGACCACAGCCUGCCCGCAAGGUGACGCUGACCAGGGGGGGCCUCCAGCAGCCCCCACAUCUGCCAGCGGGGCCCCACGCACACUCGCCGGUCCCUCCAGGGAUCAAAAGCAUCCAAGGAAUUCACCCGGCGAAGAAGGCCAUCAUGCACGGACGAGGCAGAGGAGUGGCUGGUCCCAUGGGCCGGGGGCGCCUGAUGCCAAACAAGCAGAACCUGCGGGUGGUGGAGUGCAAGCCCCAGCCCUGCGUGGUGUCUGUGGAGGGGCUGUCCUCGUCCACCACGGAUGCCCAGCUGAAGAGCCUGCUGAUGUCAGUGGGACCCAUUCAGAGUUUACAGAUGCUUCCUCAGCAACGGAAAGCCAUAGCUAAGUUCAAGGAGCCAGCCCACGCAUUAGCAUUUCAGCAGAAAUUCCACAGGCAUAUGAUAGAUUUGUCCCACAUAAAUGUGGCCCUGAUCGUGGAGUGAUUCCUAACAAGAGAGCCUGACCUUAGGCUGUACACACACUGUGGAAUUUCUUCAAGGGAGCUGCCGGCCGGCGCAGAACCCCCAGGAGCACAGGUCUCUCCGGGCCGCAGUCCUGCGUAACUGUUCUCCAGAGCGCCAGCCAGCCACGGGCCUGAUUCCAGAGGAGCUGAACUGACAGGACACAGCAGGCUGGAGUUGGUGUUAGAUUGCUUCACAUUCUGUUGUCACCACCAAGAACUCCAAGUUUUUCGUUUUGUUUUGUUUUCAAAGUGCUUACAAUGCAUGUAGACAUUGUUCUUUGUGGUCUGACUCUAUGAUCGAUCACAGUGACUUAGAUUCAGGAAAGAACAUUAACGUCACAAGUUCUAAGUAGUUUUCACAGCAAAGAAUAUUUGAUAAUGGUUGCACUUAUCUUCAGUGCAGGUUAGGAGAGUCUUCUCAACCAAGCUUAACUCGAGUUGUCUUCUCAGCCCUCAAAAGGCUCUUGUACAAAACGUAGAUUAAAAUUUGGGUGAUUGUUGAUUGACCUUUGCAUACCCUGGAAAGCCAGGGUGUGAGUGGGGUGGUUGGGAGUGGUGCCAAUUGAACAGCAGAUUCUGCUUCUUGUCACUGUUUCAAAAGCGUCAACUCUGUGUUCCUAGUUUCGAUGAACUCCCCCUUCAUUUUUAACACACUUCCCAGAUAAGGCAAUGUGCUGGACAGGCACACGGCAUGGCCCUCGGCUAGAGCAGGGUCUGUGAUGGCCUCACCUGGCAGCCCUCUGGCCUAGUUCCCACCACACAUGAGGUGGUGGAAUGGCCUGAAGGUGGAACAGACCUGUUUUUUUCCUUUUUAAAUGCAGUAAGGUGGCCUGUUUAUCACUGGCUCUGUGAUACAUGACAUUCUUUGGGAAUUUGGUGGCCACUGCUUCAGUCACCUCUGUUUUUCUGAAGGCUGUUCCAGCAGGGCUGCCCUGUUCAUCAGCGGAUGUUCACUCUGGCCUGCCGUUCCCCGUGGCAUGCGGGGUGAGGGUGGCUUUCUUCCAGCCCCAAAUGAGACGAGUCUGUGUCAUCAUUGAAACUGCUUUUCGUAAUUGCGGGUAGGUUCCUGUAGGUGAGACAUACUCUCCAUAAAGCUACUGUAGUAGAAUUCAUUCUGGGCAAACACUGAAAAAAGUGCCUUACAGUAUUUCUGCUCAUGAAAGAGUUUCACUAUUUUGGAUAUAUUCUAAAGUGGACCUGAGCUAUUUGAGCAAAUAAUGAUAGGGCAUACUCAGACAUUUUAGCUACCUUUUAUACCUACGAUUUCAUGUCACAUUUACUAAUAGAAUUAAGGGAAAUAGAAGCCCGUUCUUUCUUACUGCCCCUGGAGGGAGCAUGGCGCUAGGGCUCUCAGCCUCCUAGAAGGAAGGGACUAAGGAGAUGGGCACAGACUUGCGUCAUCUCGUUUCCACAGUUGACGUUUUAUAUUACUUUCUCAAAUUAAGUUACCAAAACAAACUGAAGAGCUGAAGCAGGUCUUCCAGACCCUGCGAUCCUUUCUGUAGCAGUGAUUCUAAAGUGGCGUUUGCUGUGUGCUUGAGAGUAACACUGCACGCUGCAGGGGCUGUUGCAGCAGUCAGUCCCAGGAAGCCACAGCGCUUGUAGGAUCUGCUAGGACCCUGCAGCUGUGCUGCCGCCACCUCUGCUCCAGAGUGUCCCAGCCAACCCUCGGAAGAUGGGAUUGCCAGUCAGCCCUGCCUCACCAUGCCUGCAGGAGGCUGUCCAGGGAGCAGGUCUGUGUGCCCAUCAGCAGGUUCCCAUGGCUGUCACUGCCCACUCAUUUCCACAGUUAGAUACGGAUGUGUUGAUGUAUUUCGUCUAGUUUAUUUGGCUCAGUCCACAGCUGCGUUGGAGUGGUGACUUUGGUAGCCCUUGAGCUCUAAUUAAGAGAGAUCCAAACCACUCAGUACCCACUGGGCAGUGGGAAGGCCUACCGACUUAAUCAUUGAGGGCUUACUGAUAACAAUGAAAUGAGUUUCAUGACUUUUUUUUUUUAAACACUUUUUGAAAUAGAGUGUGCUGUGUUUAAAACCAAAAAUAUGCAUGUUGUCUCUGAAAAGUAGGCAUUGAAACAGACUUUUUUGUAGUCAGUGUUAAUAAAACGGAUCCUGUUUGGGCCUUCAUUGUUAAGAUGGACUUCAUGGCCACUGGAAGGUCUGUUUUGGUGUUACCUGAGUGUGACACAGGCCCUGGGGUGUGCGUGUUUCUCUAACUGUCUACACAUGCACAUAGGCAGACUUUCUCAUAGAAUGUUCUUGAAAGGUGAUUGGCAAAGUCAUGCAGGCCCGCCUUAAAGCGCUGAUUAGAACAGUCCAACACAGUCCGACCUCACUCAAUACCCACAACCAUCGAAAAUGGAUUCUUAGUACCAGACAAUCCCAGUAAUGAAGGUUUAGUUUCCUUGAAGGAAACUACAGAAAAGGAAAGAAGCAGAAUUAGAAAGGAAUGGUACUUACAUGUUUGGUGUGCUGCUCACGUGAAGUCAGCCCACACCAGCCAAACCCUCGUGGAAGAUCUGCUGCAACCAUUAUCUUUGUUCUUGAGUUCAUCAUGCAUUUAAAAUGAGAUGCAAGAGCAUUUAGCAUACCAUGUAAAUAUGGACCUUUUAAAAUUAAAAUAUUAUUGGAAGUGCUUUCAACUCAGCCACAUCUUAGCUAUUAGUUCUUUGUGUUGUCUUAUCAAAGUUUAAUGGAUACAGUUCCACAGUUGUUGAUGUGUUUGUGUGUAUAUUCGAUUUUUAUAAAGAUGGUAGUAAGUCAAUACAUUUAUCCUGAUCUGUGUAUUAUUUGUUCACAAAUUCAAGAAGCUUAAAAGUCGUAAAUAUCAGUAUCUCAUAAGGUAAACCAGUAGCUGAUUAUGUGGAGCCAAGUUACUUCUUUUCUUUUUGCAUUAUCUUGUUUUGAUUUUGUGCUGUAAUAGAAGUUCACUUAGCUACUUUAGAUAACCUUGCAUUACCACUGGUCUGGCCACGUUUGUUAAAUCCUUAUACUGAUACUCUUCUAAAGAGUAAAUCUCAUCAUUUUUCCAGACAAAUUUUGAGGGGUUUCUCUGUUUUGUGGACAGGCAGCAGUCUCCGUAGGCACCCGCACCCUGCCUUGCUGGAGGAGAUGGGAUGGGGCGGGAGGUGGCUUCACCGUAACUAUUUUUAAUAUGGGUCAUUCUUAGCAUGAUUUGUAAAGGUCUCAGGCAAACAGUUGUUGAAGCUUGCUUCUGUGGCAUUUCUGAAUUGUGGCAGAGCUUAGAUCCUGCACCCAGGGGUCUUUUUUUCAAACAGCAUCUUGCUCAGUUCUGUGAACAGAAGGCUUUGUUCCUGAAGGAGGUGGAAGAGGAGUUGAGGGUGAAAAGGAGGAAGGGAUGGACAGACCCAGGUGAGGAGAGGCCUGGGGAUUGGGGAAGCCGUCAUCUCAGUGUUAAUAAUCAACUUGCUUCUAACACACUGGCUUAUCAGGGGAGGUCAUCCAGUCCGGUCGGUGGAGUUGAGAGCCCUUGGGCCAGGGUGUUUGGCGGCACAGGGGCAUCCGCUGGAUGGCCUGGAGGAGUGGGGGAGGGGAACGUCUUCACUGGGUGGUGAUCAGCUGGGACAGUUCAGGUAGGGCAGGUGAGGGACCCCCGAGGGCCUGGAGCCUUGUCCUGGGAUGGGUUUGAAGAACUCAUCACUCAUCACUUGUUUUCUUUUGGCUUUUGUUGUUUUUGUUUUGUUCUGUUUGUUUUGUUUUGUAUUUCUUUGUUAUUUGAUUGGGAAGGUAAGCGGAAUGUGCUCAUCGAAGGCAGGUCCUAGUCAUGUAAUUGCACAGGACAAGGAGGUCAGUGUGUGUGAUGGCAGCGUGCUGUGCCGGCACAUCAUGGAGUCCUAGAAACUCUCUAGUCCCUGCGGCUGUUCCCCUCCUCUGCUCUCUCCCUGGAGAGGACUGCCAGCUCUUAGGAAACAUUCGUGGUGCGGUGUCUGCAGUGCCCUUUGUGGGUGACUUCAGGCUUCCCGCUUUCGUGGUGCUCUUCCUGGGAUUUGUUUUUUUAUUGCCCGCCCUCCCUCCUUGUAGGCCUCAGCUGUGGCUUGAUGUAAUCGCUUUUAGACCCAGGUUGGCUUCCCUUCAUUAAGCUGUGAUCCUCCACCCCAUUUUUUUUUUUUUUUUUUAAUUUGGAGUGGGAGGGAAGGGGGUGGGCGAGAGAAAGCUCGAAAGGUAUUAUUGGUUUUUCAAAAAAUUACAGGUGACGAUUCUACCAAGGAAUUGACUGAUAGGAGGGGGUGCAGGACAGGAAAGGUUCAGAGGCACCCGACUACCACCACUUGGAAAGCCCCGAGUCCAGGUCGACUAGGGAAAGGCUUAGAUACUUUAGUGUAUUUAAAGAGCAUUUCAGUUAACUUUUUCAGCUAUUUUUAAAGUUUGUGAAUGGAGUGUUAUUUUGGACAUUCUUAAAUAUGAAUUCUCCAAAGGCAUUUAGCCUUGACUUAAUAUUAAAUCCUAAGGAUUUUAUGUAAGGUUUUUUUGCAACCUAUUUAAUUUUUUUAAAAUGCCUAACUUCUGAGGUGCAUAAGCCCGUGGUUUGUGUACUGGAACCAAAGCGAAACUCACUGAUUCAUAUUGGAUCCCCAGGUAUACCUCCUGCUGGUAGCAUAUGGCUGGAAAAGGCCGUUUGCCUCACACAUUGUAACCUGCCUUGGCUAGAAAAUGCUUUUAAUGUCUCAACUCUCUCUUUUCUGUGUCAUGUUUUGGUAGGUAAUCUUUAAGAUUGGCGGAUGGAACAGGUAUUUUAGUGAGACACUUCUGAGUACUUGCUUUUUCCUUUGACUUCUAACCAACUAAAAGAUAAGGAGGUCUUCAUGUUGAUAUUUUGCUUGGUUUUAUUUUACUGAUUGUAAAAGGUAUAUAGAAAAAUGUAGGCCUUUAAAAAGAAACAGCAUGUAGUUUUUUAUUUUAAUAUGUUCCAUGGAGUGGAUAGGCAGACAGGUACUAUUGUAAUGUAUUCUGUAUUUAAUAAUUUAAUAUACUCUAGAAAGUAGACCUCAUGCAUUCUUUUAGCAUGAUUUUCUUUUAAACUGCUUUUUCAUUUUAAGGGCACCCGUGGCGGAAGCUGGUUUUGCAAGGACUGUGUAAGCUGUAUGCGUUCUAGCUGUAUGCGUUCUGUAGUCUUUUCUUAGGCGGGUAACAUUUUCAGUAACACGCGCGCACAGCACACAGGGGUGCUCUGAGCCGAAGGAGCAAAAAAAGCCACCGCUCGUUUCUAUAAUCCAGCUUUGCUUUUCACAGGCGUGGGAUCCAGGAUGGUGUCCUCUGUGAGGACUUGAACUCUGGGGCUUUAAUUCCACUGUUUAAUUUUCAGGUACCACAGCAGCAAAGCACAGAGUGUGACCUUUUUCAUGUCUGAGCUGAUUCUGUUUGCUCAACGUGCCUGCUUCUUGCUACUGUUCAUUUAGUAAUGGGAUCACCUCACCAUGCCAUGCUCUGGGCUCUCCCUCUCUGUCCAUUUCUGUUUUGCUUUCCUGGCUAAACCCAUCUACCAUUCUUAACACUGGUAGCUCCUGUCCCAUUCCAAGACUCACUCUCUCAGACCUUCCCAUCUCCCUGGCUUUCCAUGCUCCUCUCCCUCCACCUCCUGGCUUCAACUGGGUGAGGGCUGUAUUCCUGCCACUCUGCUCCGCCUCAGCCUUGAGAACUCCACGUGGGCUGGGUGGGAAGGUGCUGAUGAUUUUCACACUGUGUUUACCACUCCAUCACCUCUCAACCUUUGCUUUGACAGGUCUUCACUCACGAUUUAUUCCUCCAGGUCUUUGAUUGGAGAGAGUAACUUUUUAAUUCUGUUGUUUUGCAGUUUGGCUCUGUAGGAGUGAGUGGCGAUUCAAAGAUGCCGGCGUCCGGCAGUGUGCGGUCCGUGCCCUUAACCACCCGCUUCUUUGUUUCCCGCCCCUCUGCUUUCGCAGGAGCUCUUGUGCUUGAGUUCAGUGUUAGUGGUAGCGUGGCUCACUCCACUUGGAGGUGGCGGCCGUCUGACCGUGUGUUACUGCUUUGCCGACGGGGCCUCCCAGCCCUGAUGGGUGUACACUCUGCGGGCUGCACCGGGUGGCUCUGGUUGGGGGCGAAGCUGUGUUGACUGGGAGAGCGUUGGAAAUUGAGACAUGGAGAGAUGACGGGAGUGCGUUUCUCUGGGUUUGAUCUCCAUCCUGUUUUCUCCCAGACACACCACACCUACCUUGGGGGGAUGCCGUUGCCUGUUCCACCCCUUUGUUCACUUCGCGUUAACUGCUGUGGUAACUUUUUCAGGAUCUGUGUGAAGAAUGGUAAUGACGUAGUUGAAAGGAAAAUGUACUGUUGUGUGUUUCAUUUGUGUGAUUUCAUACCAAAAAAAUGUGUUUGAACUAUAUUGUAUGUAAUUUGGAAGUCGUGUUAAUAAAACCCUGCAGUUUCCACUCUC